This is a messenger RNA of Cicer arietinum (chickpea), 1507 nucleotides long. RefSeq lists its product as uncharacterized. The record is from RefSeq and is a predicted model, not a curated record. Gene Ontology annotation, molecular function: DNA-binding transcription factor activity; DNA binding. NCBI's taxonomy places the organism in Eukaryota, Viridiplantae, Streptophyta, Magnoliopsida, Fabales, Fabaceae. Gene Ontology annotation, biological process: regulation of DNA-templated transcription.
UUAACCAAAUAUUUGAAUGUGAUUAAGCAUAAUUUCCGGUGCUUAAAUCUACUUGUAAUCAAAAACAUAAAAAUCAUACGUUCAAAUUUGUGAUUUAUCAUAUUUAAUAAAUAUUUAACAAGUUUCGUCAUUUGUUAUAGUCAUUUGUUAUAUUCAUUAAUCAUCCAGAUAGCAUAAUUAACCAUAUAAUUGAGCUUAGUAAAGAAGUUAUUCCCUCAUGUUCUUUUUAUAAAAAGAACUUGAAAUAGUAUAUAUUAUUGGUUUUUUGUGUGAAAAUAUGAUUACUUAAAAAAUAUAAAUUAUGUGCAUACACAUUUGACAUAUUGUUACUUGUCAUGUUCCUAUAAUUGAAGAUUCUGCUUUGUAAUUUAAGUUUAUAAAUGAUCUUGAAUUGAAGCUAAAAAGGUUCGGUUAUGAAUAUAGUGGCAGAGUUUGAGACAUAAUAAUCAUAUAAAAGAUGGUAAGAGGAGUAACUGAUAAUGGAAUCCGUAGCAGAAAGAAAUCAUCAAGAGGUCACCACAGAUUCGUAGGAGUUCGUCAAAGACCAUCAGGAAGAUGGGUGGCAGAGAUCAAAGACUCUAUACAGAAAAUUAGGCUCUGGCUCGGUACAUUUGAUACAGCUGAAGAUGCAGCUCGUGCUUAUGACACUGCUGCUAGAGCUUUAAGAGGUGCUAAUGCAAGAACAAACUUUGAUUUGCCACAAGCUGCAACCAAUGGUGGUGGUGGUGCCAAACGUGGUGCUAGUUCCACUUUCAAGAUGGAAACCACUGAACCCUUUUCUUUUGAGGAUGUAAAUGAAUCUGGGUCAGAUUCAAAUUGUUUUCUUGGUGCACUAAAAGCAAAACUUUUUGAUGGAAAAGAAGGGAGGUUUUUUUCAUUUCCUUUUCAUAAUUCUGUUCCUGUUGUUCAAUCAAACAUGGUUUCAAAUUCAAGUCAGAACUUUUGUGCUAAGAAUGAAUUAACUCAUGCUAAUAAUAAUACUAUGCCUAGUUUGUUGAGUGUUUCAUCAAACACUUCUUCUAAGAGUGUUGUCAUACCAAAUCAUGAUCAUGAAGUUGUUGAUGGUGUUAACAAUAAUCAACUUUGUCAAACACCAUCUAUUAUGACAAACAUGUUAUGGUCAAAUGAAAUGGAAUAUGAAUUUCCUUGGCAUACUCAGAAUAUGAUGACUCAUGUUCCUGAUAAUAGUAUUAGUACUAGUUUUCCAUGGCCAGGGGUAAUAGAGUCAAAUGUUGAAACAAAUAUGGUGAACAUGCAGUUACCUAUAGUUGGUGGAGCAAAUGAAGGGUUUUGGACAUUGGAGCAGCAACAGCAGUUUGUUCAAUGUGAGAACAAUAGUUGGUUUGGUUCUAGUGGAUCUUGGGAUCCUCUUAUCUAUGUUCCCUCUGAGCUAGCUUGAUUUAGGUUUAUAUGUCAAUGAAACAAAUCUUAAUUUGUCAAUUUUAAUCAUUCUUUUACUUUGAUACUCACUCUCAAAUAUGAAAUAUAAACAAAAAUAACAUAUAAA